AUGUCCACAUUGAAUGCUUAUCGAUUCUAUAGGCGCUGCAACUGGCAAUGCUGGAGUACCGAUGGAAUGCUGCUGCUGCCGCUGCUAUAUUAUGGUAAUUAG
Brugia malayi is the source of this 102-nucleotide messenger RNA. RefSeq lists its product as uncharacterized. Bases 1 to 102 code for a protein of 33 amino acids. Lineage: Eukaryota; Metazoa; Nematoda; Chromadorea; Rhabditida; Onchocercidae. The record is from RefSeq and is a predicted model, not a curated record. The transcript is spliced from 2 exons.